AUGUGCCCACGAUGAACAGCGAACCAGCAACCACUUCUAAGAAGAGCACUGCAGCUUCUGCUAGUAAUGCCAUUCAUUCCAAUCAAGAUUUUGGUAGUAUCAAGCAUAUUCAGUUACCUAAUAUACCACAAAUCACAGCCGUGGCUCCCUCUGCCCAUCCCGUCGUUACUGACGAACGGCUAAAUGCCAACAGUGCUAAACGUGUCAUACGUAAAGUUAUGGUAAUUGAUCCAAAAAAGUUACAGCAGGCUGGUUUAGAUCGAAAGUUAGCAGAAGCCAUCGGUAGGCAAAAGCUUAAGGCGUUGGCUCAGGAAAAGAAGAAUAGUGAACAAAAUGCUGAACCAAUAAAAUUGUUAACACAUAAACCUCAAGAAGAUACAAAAUCACUCCUUGUGCGACCUUCAGCAGCAGCAACAGUAAAAACAUAUACAAAAUCAAUUAAUUCUACGUUCUUAACAACGCCUGCAACGCAUACAGUACCAGCCACAAUAGAACCCCUUCCCACAAUCAAGAAAUCAAAAUCAGUUAAAAAUGAAUCGCUAAAAUCACCAGCAACUGAAAUAACAACUACAAUGACCAAUGCAACCUUUAGCAGUACCGCUCAAAAUCAAGUUGUUACCAAAUCGCCUGCAGCCGAAAGAAAAGAUUUUGUUACACCAAAAAUAACUAUAACUCGCCCUGGCGAAGAAAUAACGCCACUUCGGAUAGUUCCCGAACAUCGUUUAGAGAAUGUGAAAUAUAUACUGCAGUGUAGGAUUUUGAAAAAACAGCAGUUGGCAGCGCAAGCGACCCAAGCUGUUCAACAAACAAUCGCAACGACACCCUCAACGGAUUGCUUGUCAAACAAUCAAUUGCCGCUGUUGGAACCAAAAGUCGAAAUCGAUGAAUUUCCAAGCACUUCCACAGCAGUCCUACUUAAAAAACCUUCUCCCGCCAAAACUCCACAGGACAUUGCACGUGUACUUGACUUUAGUUCUGAGGCGACUACGGUCAGCUCGGCGUCUGUUACAGCCACGGCUGCAAUUGAAAAUAAAGUCGAGAAAACAGAGACCACAAGCCCAUUACAUAUAAAGAACUAUGGCGUCUAUGUACCCAAAGCAUCACCAAUAAAGGCGGAAUCAGAGGGUAGGCGUGCUGUUGACAUCGCGCGUUUGGUUGCUCGCAACAGUACCGCAACAAUGCGAAACGAUCUGGAACAGCCAGUUUAUGAAGCUGUGAAGUCUAUUGAUAUACCAAAAGCCAGUAUAAGAUGUAAAAAUUUAUUAAUCGAACCAAAAGCUACACAAGGAAGUAACGCUCAGUGCUCUAAAAAGAAUGUGAUUGACACGCAAAGGCUCCAAAAAGCAGGCCCAGCUUCUAUCUCCAAAAAUGCUGUUCCAAGAAAACUCGUUAAACUUGUCUAUACAAAUCCGCGGAAUCAGCAAACUAAUAAUCCAAACGAUGCCUGCUCCACCGUGAAUCCGAAUGCUCAGCAACAAACCUCAUUUGUACAACUGAAGGAUCUUGCGGGUUUUGCUCAUUUAAAGCAACCAUUUCCUGAAGAUUUGUCUUUACCACCUAAUACUAAAAUGAAACUCAUCUACAAAAAACAGCCGGUUGCAGAUGAACUCACUAAAAGUUUUUCCACGGAGCCAAAAGAAAACAAUAAAAAUGCCAAUGUGGAGACCAAUACUCAGCCAAACAACGAACCUUCACAAUUUAAGGACUUUCCUGCUUACUCUCCACUAAAGACACCAUUUCCAGUUGUUACACACUCGCAAGAUUUGCCAUUGCCAAAGAUCUCAACAUUCCGAACUCCUUUCCCAACAACCUUGAUCAAGGUCGGUCAAAUGGGACAGCCGCAGAGCGGAGGCAUGAUGUCACUCACGACACAACACGCCAUUAAACCUGGUGAAGAAGAUUUGCGACCCUCUCAAUCUGCAAAAAGUUUGAUUGUGCUCGAGAAUAAAGUAUUGGCGCCGGAUGAAAAGAUAGAUUUGACGGCACUAGGAUUGGAAACGCCCAAAAUGGAACCAACGUCGGGUUUACAUGCACUAGAAAAGCAAGAAAAACCAGCGCCAUCUCAUAAUGUACAAGAAAAUAUUAAAGUUAGCCAGCCGCCGAUUGCGUCAACCUCAGCGGUAUCUAUGAAAAAUCUGCCGCCGGAAGGUGCAAAACUUAAUAAUCGCAAAAUUUUGUCAAUAGAUAAACUCCAUUUUUCAGCGGAGAAGGUAGCUGAGCUAGUCAAAAUCAUAAAAGCGCAAAAUCUAAAUUCAAAAAAGGUUUUACUUGUACGAAACCUCGAAAAUAAGCCACAGACAAGUAUGAAAUCUAAAGGUUUAAGAAUAAUCAAACUCCAAACAAAUUCAGUGGCUGAAAACAUAACACAACCUGUAACAACCAUGCCGAAUGAAACACUCAGCCUGCCUUAUAGACUCACUUCUAUUCAAAGUCAAAACAUUCGAGCUGCAUCAGUAGCGAAAGCAACCACCGUACCUCUACCGAUUGAAAAUCCUGGGGCUAACACUUCUCUAACUCAAAUCGAAAAUAAUUACGUAAACAAAAUACUAACAGCCGAUUCAGUAUUACCCGUAUUAAAAUCUGAACCAUUGACAGACCCAGAAUCGCAAUCUGACUCGGAAACCCAAUUCAAAAAUCCUUUGCCUCUAGUUUCGCAGAAGUCUUACGCUACGGAUCAAUUUGGACGCAUCAAAUCCUCUGGCUCUGUGAUUGACAGUGGCGACGAAUCGGAUGCGUCCAUUUCUGCCGUGGAUUUCAUUGCUUCGCUGGCAGCUGAGCAUCCCAUUACUGAAGAUACGCAAUUGGAACUCUCACCGGAAGAGCUGAAUUUGAAUGCGUCAUUCGCAAUGAAUUUCUCACCUUUGCGUAUACCGAACAGGGAUAGAACUGUGAGCAUAAAAAGCGAAAUUAUUGAGCAAGAUGCUUAUGAGUUCAACGAGCCAAAUGCUGAUGUUUCAGCUAAGAUAUUUAACCCUGAAACGAUGCCUGAAGACGUACAGAUCGGCAAGAUUAUCACGAUCAGUGAAGAAAACAUUCUUAAAGCAGUAGCUGCUUCGCAAACUAGUGGCAACGCCGAAACGCAAGAGAUCUUCAAACUCACCAAAAGCACUGAAUACCUGGACGCGAAUAAAGAGGAAGUGAACGUAGCGGAAAACUUAGACAACUUGGAUGUCGUCCACACUGACAACUUGGCUGAAUCGAAAGUGGGACCUAUAUUAGUGAAAAAUAUAGAAAUUGGCGUCAUAAACAACUUUGAAAACCAGCAAACGAGUCCAUUGAUUGUGAAAAAUAUUGAAACAGACCGAUCAUCCUGUUCCGGCCAACUGAGUACAAAUGAAGGAAUUGUUGCUUUGGAGACAUUCAAAGUUUUGCCCGUAGUCAGUGAAGCAUCGGCUCAAAGUAUAAUCAUUGCAAACAAAAGCAACUCAACAGAUCAACAAGAGUCGACGCAAAUUAGUAACACAGAAAAUACCGCACCAAAAAUGGAUCAAGUGGAUCAUUUAAAACCUAGUGCCCCAUUCAACGCUGACGAGAAUACGGAUUCAAACGAAAAGGUGUUAGAAAUUUCUAGCGCAGCACCAAAACGUUUACCACGCUUAAAGAAGGGCAAAAUUAAUUUAGUUCAACGUAAGAAGACAGCCGCAGUAUCACAGGAAACAAAGGCGGUAUCCAAAAAGGCAUCCGAAAUUGUCGCAAAUUCCGAGGACCAAGUGGAGGUUGAACACAACAAGGACGGCCAAGUAACUGUGCUAGAAGAAGGUAAUAAAAAUAUUGAAAAUGAUUUAAAGGCCACCAAAGCCAAGCUCAAAGUUGACGAUGUGAAACGGAAAGGGUUCUCCGAGUCGUCGCCAUCAAAAGUAGAAGAAAACUCUGCUGCGCUCAUAGAACCAAUGGGAGAUAUUGAAGAUAACGAUAACAAUUUAUCUGAUUACGCAGACGAGCAGUGGACCUGCGAAGCGUCGCCACUAAACGAGUGUGUCUCACCAACUACCCAUUCGAAUGAAUGGUUACCAAAAUCAAGCAACUUGAAACAUAAAACCGCAUAUAUAUCCGAGCUUUUAAAUCCGCCUAAAAUGCCUAAACGAAGAUCUGCUGGUGCAGAUGACAAACCUGCAGCUUCGUCUAUUGUUUCGACUCCAUCAGGCAUGAAAAAUCUACUGCUGACCGCAGUUAAAGCAACUACCGAAGACAAAGAGCUCACACCGGCCAAAAAUCCUUUUAAAAAGGCAAAGGUAGAGGUUGAUAUUAGCGAGAAACCUAUGAAGGGCAUACAUAAUCUUUUGACGAAAUUCAGUAAAGAUAAGAAUGUGGUCGAGCAGCGAGAAAGCACAGAUCAGAUUAUUAGUGAAAGCAAAUCGAAGAUAAGGGAAGCAAACGUUUCAGUGAAGGCUGCAGAUGCUGGCAAAUCACCUCAAAAACAGUGGGAUGUAGUGCCUGCGGCCAAAAAUCAAUUAAAGACGGUGGUGAAAAAUAAGGAAGAGUUAAAGCAUAAUGAAAAACCAGAUUCCGGACAAGAACUACAAGAAGACGUUGUGAAAAAAUCAGGGGAAAUUGUUGAGAACAAGACUGAGGGUUUAAGCUGUUCACUGAAACAGGCGACACAAUCGGACUCAAAAGUUGUGGCAGAUUCCAAGCAGAAACGUGAAACAACAAAUCUAAAUGUCUCGUUCGACAGCGGAAAAGACGAGACAAUCAAAGUUAGUGUAGCAUCUAACGACUGUGAUAGUAGGAAUGUGAUAGCAAAUGAGCAGUUAGAGGUAAAAAUUUCUGAAGAUAAUGAGAACGGAGCUGAACAACCAAAAUCUGGUUUCCUCGGAUUUGACCAUACCUCACCAAGUACGCAUAACAUUGAAAGCAAUCUGCAACAUAUUCUCACGAUUACCAAUAGUGCUGAGCAAACGAAAACUCGCGAUGAAAAUUUCAGCACUGCAGAGCGUGAGAGUCCACACGCUAUAAAAAGCGCAAAGAAGGGUAGGUUAACUUCUGGCAAGGCGACGCCUAGCGGAACCAAGUUUAGGCAGGCCCGAAAAUCAAGAAAUCGACGCAGCGUACCGCUAAAGAAACGUUGGGGAGUUAUGAGCGAAUCCGACGAUGAUAUUGAUAUUACCGAUGAUACAACGCCGGCUGACGAUGAGGAGGAUACUGACGAGAUGACGACCCCAGCAGGUUUUCGAAGCCAAAUCAAAUCUAAAGGACCGAGAAGCUCUCAAAUUGGAAAUGGGUUGCAAAGUGAUACAGAUGAAUGUGAAAUAUACGGAUUUACGUUUUUGAAACCCAAGGGAAAACAAGUCGUCGUAAAUGAAUUAAAAGAGGAAAACGGAGGGAAAAUUGUGAAUAUCGCUGAAAGUAAAAACACCAGUGAGCAAGGAGCAGGCUUAACCACGAAUAAAAAGCGAACCAGAGUCGUUACGAUUUCCGAAAGUACUAGCUCAAGCGAUUUAGAAACACCACACAAAAGGAUACGAAUAGAUGCAGAGUCGAAUACUUCCCUACCCCUAACCCCUACAAAAGAUGCAAAGCUGGCAGAUUCGCCUAAGAAACCAGAUGCAAUCAUUUUAGAAAAAAGCGAAGCCGCUGAACCAACGAAUACAUCUUCUGAGUCCGAAACGAAUGCCAGAUCGCAUUCAUUGGAGCUCGAAGUCCCACCAACUGUUAAAACUUGCAGGCCGGGUAGUCGUACCUCGGUAGAUGACGCAGAAAAUACACAAGACCCCACUAAAAAGCCCAAAGCUAAGCGAGUACGCACACCCAAAGUUACAAUCGAGUUGAAUGAUUCAGCUGAAAUACAAUUGAAAGCAUCAGAUGCUCAUGUUGAUCAGAAUGAAAAUGAAGGUGGAAACAUCUCGGCCAUAAAUGAAACAGAAAAUGACAGUCAUCAAACAGUGAGUGCGAAAGAAAUAGGCAACGACAAUUCGAACGCGCGAGAAAAUCGUACAAAGAAGCUUGAAGCAAAGGAAACUAAAAUCGAUACUGAUCAGCCUAAAGCUGUGAAAAAACGUGGGAGAAAGCCAAAAGUAGUCAUCAUCGAUGCCCCACAAUCGGGCACCACUAGUCCGAGUAAGGAAAUUAAAUCAAAUGAAAUGAAAAAGGCUCCUGGGGGUCAUUCAAAAGGAUAUGAAUUGAGUACAUCCAUUGUGGCAGUCAAGGAGGAAUUCGUCAGUGCUGACGCUGAGCUUGUUGUGCCAUCGUUAACCGAAUUGGAAGCUUUUCAAGAAGGGCUGAGGAACAGCGAUGACUCCACGCCCAGCAAAAGCGUAAAAACCGCGUCUGAGUUCGCAACCUCAACGGCUACGGUGGUCACUGAGUCGACAGCAGACAACACUAAGCAAGCGGGGAAAAAGAGCAAGUCUCUGGGAGAAAUAGUUGUGAGUUUAGCCAAAAACCAAGCGGAGAAAGGGGACACAAAAAGGGAUGAGAGUACGCCAAUAGUGCGUAAGAAGCGCGGACGCAAACCAAAGUCACUUAAUGCCACUCUGCCCAGUACAACUGAGUCCACGGCGUGUAAUAGUAUUGCGGAGUUGAAGAAUACAAGCGUGUUAAAUGACACGCAGUCACAGUUGAGCAUAAAUUCAGCUGCAGCUGUUGAUUCGUCGGCAAAUUUGAGCCAAUCGGCUGCCGACUUCGAAACGCCUAUAAAAGUUCCGAAAAAACGGGGACGCAAACCAAAAGUCAUUACGGCCGCAGCUGAGGCGUUAACUGGCGAAGAGGCUGCAAAGCCCGUGCCUAGAAAAGCAAGGGGAGUAGUAGAUCUUGAGACGCGCGGCACCUUCAAUGAGCGACUAUUGUUGAUCACAAAUCGUGAACAACUCGAGUCAGAUGAAGUGCUCACUGCCGAGCCGGUGGCGAGUACAUCAAAAACAAAGAACAUAGCUUGUGGACUCUGUUUACAGCAAAUGGAUCGUGACGCUUGGUUGGAUCAUUUGGCGACACAUUAUGGUGUCGGUUGGAUAGUGGGCGAAACGACACCAACUAAUGUGACUAUACGCAAUGAAGUGCUAAAGGCAAUGACAGCCUUCCUGAAAACCAACGGCGGUAAAUACACACUGACUUGUCGUAUGUGCCACCGCACUUUUCGUUCGGCUUUGGGUGCCUUGCUGCACAUCGAACUAUGUGGCGCAACGGAUUCGCGUGUACCAUGCGAUUACUGUAAGCGGCAGUACUCGAAACUAAGCCUACUGGUUCAUAUGCGGGAAUGCAGAGUACGUUUUAUGAAUACAACUGAAGAAGGGGGUACAGGUGGAGCAGACGCGACGGAUGUAAAGGAAGAAGUUUUCAAUAAUUUUGGCCGGAAGAAACGCGCAUCGGUGCAAAAAGCAGAAAAAAUCUUGAAAGCCAUAGGCAUUGAUGCUCGCGGCGCUGGGAUAUCCACCGUGAAAGAUGCUAAAAACUAUAUUCAGCUUGUUCCUGCGCAGCCUGAUCAGAUUGAAAGAAAAUGGUCAAGUGACUUAGAGUCGACAGGCAAAGCCCAUUGCCCCACACCGGAUUGCACUUUCGAGACACAAGAACUAACCGCACUUCAAACGCACUACGAGUGCUGUGAACUCAAGAAGGUAUCCAAUGUGCAGGGAUUUUAUAUUUGUCGACUUUGUGCGAGUUUCACCAAAACAUACAACAGCGCUAAGGACGCCAUUAAGCAUGUUUUGCAAGAACAUAGAAAUGCAGAAGAUGCGCCAGAUUUCGAGGGAGACGUUUCGGAUUGUGGCAUUAAAACGGAUGACGAAUCGAGCGGUGCUGAUGAUGACAUAUCGUCGGGUGUCGACUCGAAUGAAGAAAGUGGGAGUGGUACUAGUAAUAUAAGUUUUAUUGAAGAUCCAAAAGCACGAAAAAAUGCGCGGAGGAGGAGAUCGCGAAAGAAGAAAUCAGCAAAUACGACAAAUACGAUCGAUAGACAAAUUACCCCACGUGAUCUUGAUUAUAGUAACACCGCAGUAAAAUUAUGGAAUGAAUUCACAACGGAACAUUAUAGCACACAACCACUGUUUAACGACUUCAAAGUCAACUAUAGCAUUUGCGCACGCGCAGAUUACGAACAAUAUUUUCCGCGUACAGAAUGUUCUAUGAAAUUUAGUCUGAAUUCAAAAUUUGAGCUCACCAAAAUCGAUGUUGAAACGCAAUUUGGCAAAGCCGAGAACGCGAAUUGGUCACAACUACAACGCUUCGAGAUGAGCUCGGCCAAGGAUGAGCACUUCAUUUUCAUUGGCGAAGCUAUCAAAAUUGUCAGCUGGGUGCCGCUGCCUGCGGACAUACACGAACAAUACCUACUUAUUAGCUCACGCCGUGAAUAUACUCGCUACAAGAAUCCAAAAAUCGGUAAUACAUUACUUUGGUUGUACAAAAUCACACCCGCUAAUGGUCUAGAGCCACUGCGUAUGCAGCUUCACUACGCUAUUAAUAUACCUGAUGGACCCGUACAUUGCACGGCAUUUUUACCCAGCGGCGGCUAUGAUGCGAGCGCAAAUCGACUAGGAUUGGUGGCUGUUGGCACGGCAGCCUCAUGUACAAUUAAAGUUUAUGCAUUGCCUUUGGAUGCGAGUGUGGAAAAACCAAUGGAGAUCGAUGUGCCAUCCCUUACGGGACAAGCUGAGCAUUUACUUCCCGAUUUGAUAAUAGUGCAAUUACAGCCAGUUUUGCAGUUGACAUUAGACGUAUCUGAAGAACCCGAAAUGAGGGCACAUCGGCUUGUGAAUACGCAAUGUACGGCGCUAUGUUGGUCGGAGUUUUCCGGGCAUAAACACAUUUUUGCAGGCUUCGCAAAUGGUUGUGCUGGCUAUUGGGAUAUCAGUACGGAUGACAAUUUGAAUCUCCUUGUUAUCAAUGGUCUGCCAAAUUACUUGCCAAUGAAUUUCUUCUAUGCGCGCGAGAAGAAUGUGCAUGCAAUGGCGUUACAUUAUGACACCUCAGGCGUGCGUCUGCUUGCGCUCACUGUUGGUAGGCGUAUUUUGUCUAUCUAUGACUUGCACCAGUUUACUCGCCCAAUUCUGAUGAAAGAAGAAGUAGCAAGAAACGAGGUGAUGGACUUGGCGUGGUCCCCACUUUGGCAAUCUUUGGCUGUUGCCGUUUCCGAUUCCUUGGGCACAAUAGGUCAGUGCACGUACGCUGUUAGUCCUACGAAUAUGAAUUUUAAAAAUGAAACAAUUGAUAGAGCGUGUGGUGCAGUUACACAGAUUCAUUACAAUCCCUGGCAGCAUAUAUACGCCUAUGCUACCGAUAAUGGCGAUCUAGCGCUGCUGAAUAUACGCGAAAUGCAUUUUAAAGAGAUUUUGCGAGAUUCACUACAAAAUACGAGAGCUGCAGCUAUAAUGGAUAUGAAAUGCUUGAAUGGGGAGGAUAUACCUAAGUUUGAUCCGAAAUCAGUGUCGGCAGAUUGGAAAUUUUUCGAAGAGGGAUGUGUAGAGAAAUAUGGGCUUGUGUUUGGGCCGAUGACGAAGAUUGAUAGAAAACACAAACCGCAAUAUGUGAGCGCGAAACGUCGACCACCGGUGAAUUUGAUACGUUGUACGCGCAUAAAUAGCAUGCGUUGCAACUUAAAUGUAGGAGGGAAGAAAUUGAUUGCGCUUGGCUAUGAGAAUGGUUUGCUGCGCAUACUCAACAUCGAUCGAAAAUCUGUUUUCGAUUAAAAUCGUUUAGGUUUUGGUACCAAGGACGUUGAAGGUGGCAGUAGAGAGUAAAAUAUGAAACGGAUAUUGGAGAUAAACAAAAUGCAGCAAUGAAAUUAAUAAAGUUGUAGUGGUAAAUAGGUUUCAUGCAUGUACAUAUAAAGAUAAUAUAUAUAAAUUUUUACAUAAUUUUAAGCUAUUUUUAGUAACUUACAGCUGAAAGGUAAUUCUUACAGAUAAUGUAGGAACGUGAAGAUUUUUGGGUAGAUAUAUUGACAUUACUAGGAUAGUAUCAUAUUCAUACGUACACACAUAUGUAUAUCUGUAUAUAUAAAAAUACAUAACCCAUAAAAAUACGAACAUGUAUGCAUAUGAAAUAUAUACAUAGUACUAAUAUGCUAUUUGAUUUAUAUUGUUGAAAGUAAGAUUUUUUUUGUACAUAAAAU
Molecule: messenger RNA, 10042 nt
Organism: Rhagoletis pomonella (apple maggot)
Lineage: Eukaryota; Metazoa; Arthropoda; Insecta; Diptera; Tephritidae
Exons: 13
Coding region: 12-9617 (3201 amino acids)
Biological process (GO): transcription by RNA polymerase III
Cellular component (GO): transcription factor TFIIIC complex
Molecular function (GO): protein binding
Source: RefSeq, a predicted model, not a curated record